AUGAUUUGGGAAAAAUUAAAGAUUAUUCUUUCAAUUAUAAUUGAUUUAUUUAUUUCAUUAUGUGAAAUUCCAUUUUUAAUAUUCAAAACAAAUAAAACUAUUUCUACUCCCGUGAGAUUUAAAUCUCAACAUCAACAUAAACUUGAUAUAACUCAAAUUGCAACAGAAAUUCGUUCUAUUACAAAUCAUAAUCCAUCCGUCCAAAUUGUCAUGGAUCGAAAAUCAGGUGAGGGACAUUCAACGAGAUCAACAGCUUAUAAAGAUGGAAAAUAUAGAAUAAACAUAUCGUCAUUAAAUUCAAUUAUUGAAAUCAAUCAACAUGAAGAAUAUGCUGAAGUUGAAGCUCUUGUUACAUUUGAAGAAGUUUGUAAAGCAACAAUAAAAUAUGGUCUGUUACCUGCAGUUGUUCCUGAAUUUAAAUCAAUAACAAUUGGUGGAGCAAUUCAAGGUCUAGGUAUUGAAAGUACUUCUUGGAAAUAUGGUACUUUCGAUAAAACUGUUAUCGAAGCAACAUUAAUUACUGGUCAUGGAAAUAUUCUUUAUGCAUCGGAAGUUCCUGAUUUAUGGAAAAAUCUACCAGGAUCAAAUGGUACAAUAGCAUUAAUUGUUGCAGCUCGUAUUCGAUUAGUUCAAGCUACUGAAUGGAUUCAUUUAAGAUACGUUUUUUAUCCUGAUUUAUCAAAUUUCUUAAAUGAUAUUGAAAAGAAAAUUUCUAUACAAACGAAUACUGGUUGGAUUGGUGAUAAUCAAGUUAUAGAUGCAAUUCAUUUUUGUGGAAAAAAUCAAACGAUGAAUGGAAUUGUAGCUAUGUAUGGAGGGUGUGUUUCUAGUAUUCCACGGAAUGCAUCUAUACGUAAAGAAACGGUGUUUUCAUCUUUUUUCUACCAACAUGUUAAGAGUAUUUUAACUAAGAAGAAAAUGACAAAUGAUCAUAAUGAAACUAAUCUUUAUGAAGAUUAUAUACCAACACUUGAUUAUCUUUUUCGUCAUGAUAGAGGUGCAUUUUGGGCUGCUGCAGAAGUAGCUUCGACGGAUCCAUUAAUUGGCUUUAUUUUCCGAAGACCUUAUCUUCUUUGUCUUCUUAAUUAUUUUUUAAAAACUAAAACACUUUAUAAAAUAGCUAUGCUCACGUCUGAUCAAAAACGUGAAUCAACGGGAAUGAUUCAAGAUGUUGAUGUUCUACCUGAUCGUGCAGAAGAAAUUAUUAAUUGGGCAAUUAAUAAAGAUCUUAAUAUGAUUUGGCUUUGUCCUGUUCGUUGUCAUGGAACUGAUGAAAGUUUUUUUAGUGUUGCUCAACCUAAUACACCUUUCGUUAUGAAUAUUGGUCUUUAUGGAGUGGCCAAAGAUCUUCCUCAAUCAAAUUUAGAUUUACAAAGAUUAGUUAUAAAAUUAGGAGGAAAAUGUGGUUUAUAUGCACAUAUUUAUCUUGAUAGAGAAGAAUUCUGGAGUUGCUAUAAUUAUAAAGAAUAUAUUCGGUUAAGAGAAAUGUCAGGUGGACACGUAUUUAUGGAUCUUUGGGACAAAGUUGCUGGAAUUGUUUUCUCGAAAAUUUCAAUAAAAAGAUAA
Adineta steineri is the source of this 1566-nucleotide messenger RNA. The record is from the annotation of a GenBank genome assembly. Lineage: Eukaryota; Metazoa; Rotifera; Eurotatoria; Adinetida; Adinetidae.